Molecule: messenger RNA, 819 nt
Organism: Rhopalosiphum padi (bird cherry-oat aphid)
Lineage: Eukaryota; Metazoa; Arthropoda; Insecta; Hemiptera; Aphididae
Product: 33 kDa inner dynein arm light chain, axonemal-like
Exons: 4
Coding region: 19-648 (209 amino acids)
Cellular component (GO): axoneme; filopodium
Molecular function (GO): dynein heavy chain binding
Source: RefSeq, a predicted model, not a curated record
GAAAACAAUGUUCGCUCAAUGGACUGUGGAGACUAUGCGUUUGAAGCUAUACAUCAUAAUUGUACAGAAGUUUUGAGUAGUAUACUAUCACCAAGGGAAUGGGAAGUUGAUGGUAAAAUAUUUUCUCAAAAAAUAUCUAUCCAACCGGCUACUAACCGUGAUGUGAAAAAUCUUGUUGAGAAAUUUGAUACAUAUUUAAAAGAAUAUAACACUAAAGAGGUGGGACUUUGCCCGAUCAAACACGAAAUUUACAGUCAAUGUUUUAACGAAGUCAUAAGACAAGUGACGUUAAACUGUACCGAACGGGGUUAUAUGUUGAUCCGAAUUCGCGAUGAACUCCAGAUGACCAUAAAUGGCUAUAAAGAAGUGUACGAGAGUGCAUUAGCUCACGGGAUUCGAAAGUCAUUACAGCGGGAACAUAAAAAGUUUGAUUUAUUGAAGAGUGCGGAAUAUUUGAGGACUGAAAACAAAAGUUUAGAGGACGAGCUGAUGGAAAUCACUAUGAUGAUAGAGAAAAUUGAUCGAGACGCUGCUGAAGAGCGUAACGCGGUCAUUAAACGUCAAAUCGAAGAGUUGGACGGUCUGAAAAGAGCCAACCAACUGGUAAAAGUUCAAUUGGAAUCUAUCGUAGCGCAGAAAAGUUUAUAACACGAGCAUUGAAGCUGCAGUGGUAUCACAAUAUAAAUAACAAUAUGCAUGUCUCCUAAUCAGCAAGAUAUAAAAUACCUAUAUGCUUAUAUAUUAUUACAGUUGUAUAUUUAUCAUUAUAAUGGUUGUAAUACAGCACUUAAAAUGUAUGAUUGCUACUUAUUUUUAUAU